Messenger RNA from Suillus subaureus, 1680 nucleotides. RefSeq names its product peptidase S28. The transcript is spliced from 12 exons. The record is from RefSeq and is a predicted model, not a curated record. Gene Ontology annotation, biological process: proteolysis. The coding region runs from base 1 to 1680 and encodes 559 amino acids. Gene Ontology annotation, molecular function: dipeptidyl-peptidase activity; serine-type exopeptidase activity. NCBI's taxonomy places the organism in Eukaryota, Fungi, Basidiomycota, Agaricomycetes, Boletales, Suillaceae.
AUGAGGCUGGCCAUUGCUCUAUUCUCCUCAACCCUCUUGCUCACAGCAGCUAAUGCAGCAUCUCCAAGCGGAGCAGAUUACAUUCGCGCUCAUGGCGCUCAAGGAGUCAACCUCUGGAGGCUAGCCAACCAAAAAAGAGAAAAAGAUAGGCAUAUCAACCAAAGACCAGCUCUAGUCGUCCAAGACAACAGCAACAUCGUGUUUAAGGCGGACACUGAGGAACCCAACGAGUUCCCGGACCAAUGGUUCACGCAGCCCAUAGAUCAUUUUGCAAACUCGUCAGACACGUUUAAACAGCGGUACUGGAUCAAUACCCGACAUUAUACCCCAGGUUCUGGUGGCCCAGUGAUUGUUUUGGAUGGCGGUGAGACAAGUGGCGAGGACCGUAUUCCCUUCUUGGAUACUGGUAUCGUUGAGAUAUUGGCCAGGGCGACAGGAGGAGUCGGGAUCGUGCUCGAGCACCGUUAUUAUGGAAAGUCUAUACCUGUCUCAGACUUCUCCACUGACAACUUGAGAUGGUUGAACAAUGAUCAAGCUGCCGCUGACUCGGCUCGUUUCAUGGCGAACGUGACGUUUACUGGCAUUGAUGAGGAUCUGACAGCUCCGAAUACCCCGUGGAUAUACUAUGGUGGUUCCUAUGCCGGCGCUCGAGCAGCUCAUAUGAAAGUUCUAUAUCCUGAUCUCGUCUACGGCGCAAUUGCUUCCAGCGGCGUGACGCACGCUGCGCUAUCAAACUGGGAGUAUUUUGAGAUCAUUCGAAACGCUGCAGACCCCACAUGCGCUGGGCAACUCGAGCAUGCCACCCUAACAAUCGACGCCCUCCUGGGCGUGCCUUACGCAAAGCACCAUAUCAAAUCAUUGUUUGGUCUCGAAGAUCUCGCGUAUGACGAUGAUUUCGUUUCCGUUUUGGAGGCCCCCCUUGGUUAUUGGCAAGCUAAAGUCUGGGACCCUGCUGUAGGGAGCACCAAGUUCGACGAGUUCUGUGCUUUCUUGGAUAAGCCUAUCCUUGGAUAUGGUAGUGUUUCGUCGUUACCCGUCGGUCAUGAAGAUCGCCUCGUCCAUCUUCCUGGUGGCAUCAAGCUCGACUUCUCCAUCCUGAACUACGCUCAAUACAUCAAAGAGAAUUAUGUCUCACGAUGCGACACGUCUGUCGAGGAUUGUUUCGGUACCUACAACGAUAGCAAUUUUCUCGCCACCGGUUUAGACCAGGAAUGGCGGUUGUGGCAGUUCCAGGUUUGCACAGAAUGGGGCUACUUCUCGACCGCCCCUCCCGACCCAGCUCACCCACGAAUCAUCUCCAGGUUAUUGACACUAGAAUAUUUGUCGAAAAUUUGCAGACAGGCUUAUCCAGCUGGAAAGUACUUUAUUGUGCCCCCCAUGCCCAAUAUUACUGCUGUGAACGCAUUGGGUGAUUUUGCGAUUGCUGCUGACAGGCUAGCGAUCAUCGAUGGCGAGGUCGACCCUUGGAGACCCUGUACGCCCCACAGCGAGUACGCAGCUGACCGCGAAGAUACGAUCCUCCAACCUUUUAAGAUCAUUCCAAACGCUGUUCAUCAUUAUGAUGAGUACGGAUUGAAGAAUAUCAGUGAUGAGCCUGAGGAGAUUAGAAAGAUUCAUGGGCAGAUGAUUGUUUUCGUCAUGGAGUGGUUGAAGGGUUUCAAGGCGCCAGGUUCGCAAUGA